Astyanax mexicanus (Mexican tetra) is the source of this 6427-nucleotide messenger RNA. It is a transcript of the gene rbfox3a, whose product is annotated as RNA binding fox-1 homolog 3a. Lineage: Eukaryota; Metazoa; Chordata; Actinopteri; Characiformes; Acestrorhamphidae. The record is from RefSeq and is a predicted model, not a curated record. Bases 805 to 1944 code for a protein of 379 amino acids. Gene Ontology annotation, cellular component: nucleus; cytoplasm. The transcript has 16 exons. Gene Ontology annotation, molecular function: mRNA binding. Gene Ontology annotation, biological process: nervous system development; regulation of alternative mRNA splicing, via spliceosome.
GUGAUUGUGUGUGCGUGUGUGUGUGUAUGUGUGUAUGUAUGUGUGCUUGUGUGUAUACACACACACACACACUGCAGACGCGUGUGGUUGACCGCACUGGGCUCCCAGCUAUGUGUGAAGACACGCACAGCACGCCAAAGAAGCAGCCGCACUCAUUCUGAUGCUCGCUUUUUCUUCCAGGACCGCCACGCAGAUCGCAUCGAAAAAACACCCAUCUCACUUCUCUCUCUCUCUCUCUCUCUCUCUCUCUCUCUCUCUCUCUCUCUCUCUCUCACUCACUCGCUCUUCCUCUCGCUGUCUUCUUCUUCUUCCUCACUUCUACGAGCGCGUAGAGCUGGAAAGAAGGGGAAGACCCUCGCUCACUCUUGUGCUCUCUCCCUCUCUCUCACUCUCUCUCACGCUUCUCUAUCUGUCAGUCCCUCCCUCUCGCUUACUCUUCCUUUUGCUCUCUUGCUCUCUCCCUCUCUCUUUCUGUCUCUCUCUCUCUCUUUCUGUCUCUCUCUCUCUUUGUGUCCUGCGGUGGGAUAAGUGCUGAGAGGAUGAGCCCCUGAUACAGCGCCGGACCUGAGUGACCUGACAGCUCAAACUAAUCUCGUCCAACCAAGAAGCAAUGCUGCCAGCUGAAUAUUAGCUCCAGGAAGCAGUGGAGAGCGUCCAGUGUCCCGCUACGACCAAAGCAGCUCCUCUGAUCUGGUUGAUCGGACACAGUUACUCGCCACGCUCUGCCUGGCCCUUUCUCCCUUCAAACUCUGAGAUCCGUGUGGCAGCAGUGAGUGUCCACAGCUCAGCCACAGCCCACUGUACAUGGAGACCCCCAGCUGGGCAGAAACUAAACCAGGAAACGGCCUGUGCAAAUCCGGAAGCAUUGCUCUCUUUGGAAACGUAGUUUAUAGUGGGCUGCUGAACGACCACUUCUGGCACUUUGGGGUUCCCCUCGUCACGAGACUGGGUAACCAGGAGGCCCCAGCUCCUCCAGAGGCCAUGGCUCAGCCGUACGCUCCUGCACAGUACCCCCCUCCUCCACCCCAGAACGGGCUGCCGGGCGAGUACGCCCACCCAGGGCAGGAGUACACAGGGCCCAGCCCAGUGCCGGAGCACGCAGCCGCCCUCACGAUCUACACACCCACACAGACACACAGCGAGCCGCCCGGCACUGACAGCAGCACGCCCUCCCUCACAGGGACCAGCAGCAUACCAGCCUGUGAUUUUCUCCAGCAGGCGGACGAGGUGGCGCAGACGGACGCCUCCCAGCAGCUCCAGCUCCAGCCCUCAGACUCAUCGGAGAAGCAGCAGCCCAAGCGGUUACACGUCUCCAAUAUUCCCUUCCGCUUUCGUGACCCGGACCUGCGGCAAAUGUUUGGGCAAUUUGGGAAAAUUUUAGAUGUGGAAAUUAUUUUUAACGAGCGGGGCUCUAAGGGUUUUGGUUUUGUAACUUUUGAAACGAGUGCAGACGCCGACCGUGCACGGGAGAAACUAAAUGGUACAAUCGUAGAAGGACGCAAAAUCGAGGUAAAUAAUGCAACAGCAAGAGUAAUGACAAACAAAAAGGUGGCGAACCCUUAUACAAACGGCUGGAAGCUGAACCCAGUGGUGGGAGCUGUCUAUGGUCCUGAAUUUUAUGCAGUGACGGGUUUCCCAUACCCAACCACAGGGGCAACAGUGGCGUACAGGGGCGCCCACUUGAGGGGCCGGGGUCGCGCAGUCUACAACACGUUCCGUGCCGCACCUCCACCCCCUCCAAUCCCUGCUUAUGGAGCUGUGGUUUACCAGGAUGGCUUCUAUGGUGCCGAGAUCUAUGGUGGCUAUGCAGCGUACAGGUAUGCCCAGCCAGCCGCAGCAGCUGCAGCAGCUUACAGUGACAGUUAUGGCAGAGUCUAUGCAACAGCGGACCCCUACCACCACACGAUUGGACCUGCAGCCACGUACAGUGUGGGCACUAUGUAAAUAAAAAAAAGGAGGAAAAGGCGGGACCAUAGAAGAGAUGGACAUCAGCUAAAUAGUGGACGACGAGAAGGUAUAAGGAGGAGAAACACACAAAAAAAAACACAUUUAAAAAAAAAUAAAAGAAAACACACAAAAAGAAGUUAAAAGAGGAUCCCUUCCACCGAGGCUGUGAGCGGAAGGCAUCGUAUCGUAUAACGGAGACGACGUGAAUGACGCAGCCAGGUUGCUGGAGGGAAGAGUUAGCUUUCACCUGGGACAGCCUGGCUGGGUGGAGGACCAGAGAAGAGCUCAUCAUAAAACUUUUUAUUUUUCUAAACUUUUUUAAGUUUAUGAUUUCAAAAAGAGUAAAAGAUGAGUGUAUAUAUAUAUCUAUAUAGUGAUAUAUGUAUGUAUAAAUAUGUUACAAAAAGACAAAUGUUUAAAAACGAGAAAAAAAAAACGAAAGAAAGAAAGAAAGAAAAAUCAGCAGAGGUGAAUGAUGCAUCAAUGCAGUGCUGUUGCAGAGGGGGGUGGGGGGUGUUCGUCAUCCUACCCAUCCCAGAAAGAAACACCCCCCACCCCCCUCCUGUCUGUUGCAGACCAGCUUGUCCUGCCCGUAAGACUGGGUGUGGGAAAGGGACGCCGGGCAAGGGGAGCUGCGGCUAGCUCCUUUAGACACAAUUCCACGCGGCCCUGCUCCGUGCGGAGCUCCAGCGCGUGCUGCGGCUCCGUCUUCCCUCGCUGACCUCCUGUCGUGGGUCAGCAGUGACAGCUAAUGCCUCGGUGGACUAAGGCUAAGUUCCUGUUGAACUGCAUUACUUUCCAGGGGAAAAGGUCACGGGCCUUUAAGUCAGUGAUGUUGGCCUGAAAGAGAAGCUUUUAUUCACUCCUCCGCCCUCUCUCCAUGUCUCUCAAAUGUCAGUAUCGUCAGCUUAGAGCAGCUCUCUAACUAGACGCGACGGGGAGGGAAAAAAAAGAGAGAAAGAGAGAGAGAGAGAGAGAGAGAGAGAGAGAGAGAGAGAGAAAGAAAGAAAAGGCGAAGCUUCGAAACUUGGGUUUUGAAUUACAGUUCUGAAUUUGCAAAUUGUAGGUCCACUGUACUAUAAUUCUCAUGUCAAGUGUUUCAUGCCAAGUAUAACCCAGUGUUUAAAAAGAAAAAUGACUUGAAAAAAAAAUUAUUGUUAAGAUCAUAUUGAAUACCUUUUAAAUAUAACAGGGGAGGCAGGUGAAGUCAAGGUGCUGUAAAUAUACCACCAAAAGCCUGUCAACAAAAAAAAGGGCAGAGCUCUGAGAUAAAUUAUAUGAUAUAUAUAUAUAUAUUUAAAGCUCAUAUAGAGGUCUUACAAGGCAGUCCCCAGGCUGAUGCAGAAAGGGUCAACAGUCACCAUGAACAAAAACACUCUCAAUGUCAUGGGCAAAAAAGAAAAGUGCGCCGAAAGUAGCCGAACCUCCCGCUAAGACCCGCUAGCGUCCGAACCCAACCAGAUUACAAGAUGCAGUUCAUUCAUAUAGCCGUCCAUGCUGUCUGUCAACCCUCUGUUUUCAGUAGCACAAUGUGUAAAGGCCCACUGAAGUAGAAUGGGAGUUCUAGGGCUUACAAGGGUGUGAAUGAAUGAAUGUAUGCUAUGUGUGUGUGCGUGUGUGUGCGCUGUACCUGUAGUGUGUGGGCAUGUAUUGGUCGCAGGGGGAGUUAAGUAGGAAAUAGGUGGAAGGGGGCUUCGUAGAUUCCUGGCCCCAGUGCUACCAAAAAAGCAUUACAUUGUGGUGUUGUUGUGGAGGUGGCCGUGCUGUGUAGUAAACUACUUUUGUACAUGGUGUCAGGGGGCUACAAAUUAAGAAAAUUGGAGCUGUCUGCUUGGUAUUGUCACAGGAGUUUGGCCAUCCAUCUUGAAAAUGGGCUCUUGCCUGCUAUAAUGUGAGAAACAAAGUGAGAUGGGCAGCAGUUUAGUCAAAGGGUUGCAAGCAAAGUUUUACUAAAAGUCUGUUACCUUUCUACUUCUAUCAAGCUCCACUUUAGUGACAUCCUUAUAUAUUUAAACGUUGUACUAAUAACAUGCUGCUGAGCAUGGUCAAAUGUCAAUUGUAGCCAUUUACUAAUGUUGUAUUAUUGUAUUACAAGUAUGGAAAACAUUUAUAUAUGAAUAUAUCUAUUUGUGACUUUGCGACCCUUCAAAUGAUGAUUUUAUCUUUUGUUUUUCGAUGGUGGUUCAGGUUCAUUUUUGACGGAAAUUUAUGCACAGUCUACGUACUGAGAGAUUUUUACUUCGGUGGCAUUUUUUCUGUCUGUCUAAGUCUUUGUUUCAGCUAUUGAAUGUACUUCAAACUCUUGAACUUUUUAUGUACAUGUCAUUAUUUUUUAAGCAGUACUUUGUAAAUGUAUGUACAUGGUCUAGCUAGUUUUCUCUGUUCUGAUGCUGGACCCGCUGGAGUUCUGUUGGAGGCGAGACGGAACUCUGUCCGGAGUCCGGUUGACUUCUAACACACGGAAAAUAGGAGUGCUCUGCUCUGGUCAGCCAAUGGACCUGCGGGACAACAUGGGGCAACAUGCUAAAUUACUGAACAGUCAGAAUGGUUUACCAAUGUGCUUCAAAAAAAAAAAAAAAGGAACAAUGUGCUGUCUGAGUUAGAUAACAGAAAAAAAAACACGACUUCUCAAAUAUUUGUUUUUCUUGAUGCAAAAUGUGAAGUUUACCUACAUGCAACAGCUUCCUGUUAAGAGACAUUGCUCUCUAUGUGGAUUUAAAAAAUGAAAAAUCGUUUUUCGGUGUGACGUACAGUUGAUUAUUUUGGUUUUGUUUCCAGGAUUCAGAUUUCGGCUGGGUGUGAAAGAAUGGUACAUUUAGUAACGCGUAGGUAACCUUCUUCUCCGGUCGCAUUCCCGAGCUUUGCAAAAUCAUGAGCUUCCUUGGACUCAGGUGUAAUGACGAGACAGAACUGACAUGUUUCCCCCUCCUUAGAUAAAGAUAUUAACUCCUCUUCGCUGCAUUCUUCCUCUCAGAACAAUCCUUUAUUUUCUAUGAAGCUGGCAACUCGUAUCUCAGCGAUUGUACUACUUUGAUACUUAAUGGAUCAUUAAAGGUAACCAUAUCCUGGGCAGUGGAGGCAUCUGUUCACCCGUAAGAGAAGAGCAUUGCGGAGCGUUUCCGUGCAUCAGCAGUGGCGGAUGGGAAUCGCCAGUCGAGACGAGACGUUUCAGGGACACUAAAAAAAAAAAGCGAGUGGCCGAAUCUGCACUGAAAGAGACUGUGACUGAACAAACUUAACAAAAAAGAUGUCAAAUCCGCAGAGAUCCGAGACCUCUGGGUUUAUUUCUUUGCUUAUUUUUUUCUGUAUGACACAUAUAUCUUGUUUACAUGUCCUGGUUUUUGAUUCUGCUAUGAGGUGUGUGUCAGCUCUUGCACUGUACCUUCUGGCUUCCUGUCUUCACCCUGUUGCUACUCUACUACCUGACUCCUCCUUCAAGCCCACAGACCCGUUCACCUAAGCACCAAAGCCAGCUCGCCCUGUCUUCCUCAGCCCAAAGCCAAGAGCCAAUGCAAGCUGCAGUCUGCUCAUAGUCAGUCCCUCACCCCUCUUACCUCUAUAGCUUGACCUAAAAGAAGUGUUUGUGCCCUCACCUCCUUUCACCCGGCCACAACCUUACUGAGGUCUUCCUGCUCACCCGUCUAAUCCCCCACUCUCACUCACUUAUUCACUCUCUCACUCACUCAAUCACUCGCUCGACCAGGCCCGAGAGCACUUAUGCAGCUAACUUUACCCACUUGAGUCCCUUCAGCCACGACAACUUCAGCUCUACCUUCUUCAAUUCAAUCAAGUCUUAGUCAAGCCUUUACUAAAGCUGACCCCGAACCCCAAACCCCGUACCCCAAACCCCACCCACUACCCAGUAACAACACUCACACCCGCCCCAUGACCCAGCCAGCAGCCCUGCGCCUCUUCACCAGUCCCCCUAAGCACAAAGGUUUGAACGGGGUGUGAGAAGGCCGUCUCAGUGAAAGAGUAACCAUCCAUCUAUCCAGUGUCUGUGUGCUUCCAGCCCUUUUCUUUUCUACGACAAAUGUACAAAAGCUCCUUCCUCUGUCGGCUCAAUACAAAAACGUGUUAUAUUACAAAAGAAAAAAAAAGGGGAAAAAAAACAGUGUUCUUCAUGUGCUACACUGGCUCAACGUAACAACAAAGCCGUUUCUAAUUUUGAUUCUGACUUUUGUUUUCUUCAUAUAUAUUUUUUGCAGUUGUUCCAAAUAAAUAAAAGGUUUUAAAAAAUAAAUAAAUAAGAAAUAAUAAUAAGAAACAGAUAAACGAUAAAUCAGUAUUGAACAGUAAAUGAAAAGACUAAACUUCAGAUGUUCUGGGUCUCUCUAACUUUGCAUUUGAGUUGUUCUCUUUCUGUAUGCUUCCAAUGUGCUUUAGACAACCAGUACUAUUUAUUAUAUCAUUAUCUUAUGAUUAUUAUCAUCAUGAUUAAUAUGAUUAUUAAUAAAUAUUUCUUUCUUCAACAAACAGA